This is a messenger RNA of Chelmon rostratus (copperband butterflyfish), 1834 nucleotides long. It is a transcript of the gene wsb2, whose product is annotated as WD repeat and SOCS box containing 2. Lineage: Eukaryota; Metazoa; Chordata; Actinopteri; Chaetodontiformes; Chaetodontidae. The transcript is spliced from 9 exons. Gene Ontology annotation, molecular function: protein binding. Bases 175 to 1437 code for a protein of 420 amino acids. The record is from RefSeq and is a predicted model, not a curated record. Gene Ontology annotation, biological process: intracellular signal transduction.
CCAAUGGUACAGAGUGAGUCAGAGCACACUUGUUUCUCGCACAUUUCUCACAUAACAAACGGGAGUGUAGCGCCGAGGGCUGCCUGCUCUCUCCGGACAUGACAGUUUCUCCUCCGACAGCGAGGACGCAUUCAGGAAGUCAGCGGUAGAGCGAGCGAUGUGAAGGCGGACAAAAUGUGCUCCACGGAAAACAACGAGGAGCUACAAGCGACGUCCUCCGACCCAGCUCUUAUCCUGGAGCUGAAGACCAGGCGUCCUCCGUCGCUGGAGGGCCGGGCGGGAUGUGAGACCUGGAGCGUGGACUUCUCCCCGGACGGAGCCUGGUUCGCCUGGUCGAUGGGACACGGCAUCGUGUGGGUGGUCGCCUGGCCUCUCGACUCCGAAGACAGUCAGAAUGGAGACACCGACCGAGGAGACAAGAGCUUCAGUUGCGGUCACCCAGUUUGGGGCCUCGCCUUUGGACCCAGACCUCCAAAAUCAGUUGCAGCAGCACACACGGCUAAAACACCACCGAAAGAGAACAACAGCCUGCUCCUGGCCACAGGCUUGGAGAACGGGGUGAUCAAAAUCUGGAACGUGUUAACUGGUGAGGCUGUGUUUGAUCUCCAUGGCCAUGAGGGCGUUGUGAGGGACCUGGUCUUCCCUCAGAACGGGACCCUCACACUCAUAUCAUCUUCCCGGGACAAGACGUUGAGGAUCUGGGACCUGGCUCACAAAGGAAAGAAGGUGCACGUGCUUUCUGGACAUAAAGACUGGAUCAGCUGCUGCAGCGUAUCCUCAGACUGCAGCAUGAUCGCGUCUGUCGGCAGAUUUGACAGAAUGGUGUGUCUGUGGAGUCUGCGGUCGUAUACGUUCAUGAGGAACCUGACAGGAGGGACCCAUAAGACCUUGUACCUCCUGUCUUCCUGUGACUUCUCACCCGACGGCGCGCUGCUCGCCACCGCGGCCUUCAGCGGAUCCAGCUGGUGGAUCGACCUGUGGGACCCGUACACCGCAGAGAAGCUGGCCACUCUGGUCGACUACUUUGAAGAUUACGGGCAAAACCAAAUCUCAGCAAUACAGUUCUCCCCCAACGGUUUGUACUUGGCGAUCGUGACCGAUGACAGAGCUCUUCGGAUCUGGGAGCCGGGAAAGAAAGGGAUGGUGAUGCAGACCAAAGCGGACAGAGACUCUAAUGGACUCUGCUGCAACUACCAUCCACACGGGGGAGUGGUCGCCACGGGAACCAGAGACGGCCACGUAAGGUUCUGGAGGGCUCCCUGGACGGUGCCCAGCCUGUGCCACCUGUGCCGGUCCAUCCUGCGCCACUCGGUGUCCACGCACCAGAUGGAGCCGCUGCCCCUCCCCAAGAGGAUCCUCCAGUACCUCACCUACAGAAACAUCCCCGACCGCCUCAAGACCUGCUGCUCCUCAGACGAAGAGGAGUGGGAAGGCUGAAACGGAACGCUAACACAAUGCAACCACUGACAUUUACAGCGAGUGAUUGUUACCCACCCUCAUAAAAAGGAAAAAUGCUUUUGUUUGCCGACUGAGAUGCUUUCAAAGCCCGAUCCAGCACAGGAAGCAUCUCUCACUGUAAUCUACUUUAGAUGCAACAUUCCUACUCUAAAGAAUUCAUUUAUUGCACUACUACUGUAAGACCAAACAUAAACUCAAUGCUCACAUGCUUGACUUGAAUAUCACAAUUUUAUACUCUUAAUUUAUUGUGUAAAUAUAGAAUGUAUAUGUAUUUGUCAUUGCAAAAUAGCACAAUCACUACUACUGUAUCAGCACAUGUUAAUUGUAAACAAAAACUGGACUUAUAGGAAAUAGUUUUAUUAAACAGAUUCAAACA